Homalodisca vitripennis (glassy-winged sharpshooter) is the source of this 900-nucleotide messenger RNA. Its product is annotated as proton-coupled folate transporter-like. The record is from RefSeq and is a predicted model, not a curated record. Gene Ontology annotation, biological process: transmembrane transport. Gene Ontology annotation, molecular function: transmembrane transporter activity. Lineage: Eukaryota; Metazoa; Arthropoda; Insecta; Hemiptera; Cicadellidae. Gene Ontology annotation, cellular component: membrane.
CGCCUCUCGUCGAUAUUGUGAAUGGUACCUCCUUCAUCGCGAUGAGGUCCAUCGCCUCCAAGUUUGGUGCCCCCAGAAGAACUAGGGAAUACUUUGAAAGAUCAACUCUCUGUUUGGGCGUGUGCGAGGCAUUGAUGCCUCUCGUGUACGGACCCAUGUACUCCGCUGUCUAUGCCGCCACCAUGCACACAAUGCCUGGGGCCUUCUUCCUUCUGGGAGGAGUCCUCACCAUGCCCGCCGUGGCCAUCUUCGGAUGGAUGUACACGGAGCACCAAAAAGACAAGAGACUCGCAGAACAAGCCGAAGGAGCGGAGAAAAAACUAAGUAAGAAAGACCAAGCACUGAGGAAUUUCAGGCCAACUCCCAUCGCUACCACCCCCAGUUAUUUGGAGGCCGGAAUAGCUCCUGGUCUGGACACCACUGGUGGCCUGGACAAACCAAGCUUUCCAGGACUCAACAGCUUUACCUAUGGAGGGGCUACAGAAUAAGGGGUUCCAAGAUCGUUCGUCCGCACAGAAUCAAGACUUUCAAGGCAAAGGACAGAGUGAUUUCUUCUUCGGACAAUUGCGGAGGACUGGAUAACAAAGAGUUCCAAGGCAACUCUUCGGAUGUGGUUCCUAGAAAUAGAAAAAACUAAUGGAUUCCAGGAUAAAUCUCUAUCGGUUGUUGCUGGGGGUGUAGAAAAGAAAGGUUUACAAGAAGAGUCUCCAGAUUUUAUCGGAGGUAUAGACAAUAAGGGGUUCUUUGACGAUACCCAAACUUCAUCGCCCGUAGGCAAAGACAAUUAAACUCUUGCCAGUCACAUGUGAUAUUAGAUUGUGAUCUUUUAUAACCGAAUUAUGUAAUGUAUUAGCCUUUCAAAGGCAAACUUGUAUAUAAAUAAAGUGAUUUUUAUUAUUU